Molecule: messenger RNA, 1527 nt
Organism: Phragmites australis (common reed)
Lineage: Eukaryota; Viridiplantae; Streptophyta; Magnoliopsida; Poales; Poaceae
Product: ribose-phosphate pyrophosphokinase 4
Exons: 6
Coding region: 330-1304 (324 amino acids)
Biological process (GO): 5-phosphoribose 1-diphosphate biosynthetic process; purine nucleotide biosynthetic process
Cellular component (GO): ribose phosphate diphosphokinase complex; cytoplasm
Molecular function (GO): ribose phosphate diphosphokinase activity; magnesium ion binding
Source: RefSeq, a predicted model, not a curated record
GCCGCCGCGAGCAGGUAGCCGUCGCGGUCAGGCGGCGGCGCGCUCCAUGCUGAAAUCCUUCAGGCAUAGCAUAUCCUCGUGCAUCCGCGUCCAUCUGUACAUCGCAUUAUCUUCUUCCCCAAUUCACUCGCCUCGCCGUGUUCACAUUCACGGGCCGCUUCGUAGUGCGGCUGGGGUCUAGGGUUUAGGCUUGCAUAAAAAUCGAGGAAAAAUAUUCGCAGCCCUUGUCCGCCUCUCCGCGCCGUUCUUUUUCUGGUUCCCAACCUCGGCCUGACCCGGGCGCUCCACUGUCCCCGCCGCCGUCACCGCGACCCACCUGUCGGUACGAGAUGGAGGCGGCCGCCGCGAAGCAGAAGGCGAAGAAGCACAUACACCUCUUCUACUGCUCCGAGUGCGAGGACCUCGCCCUCAAGGUCGCCGCCGCCUCCGACGCCAUCGAGCUCCAGUCCAUCAACUGGCGGAGCUUCGACGAUGGGUUCCCGAACCUGUUCAUCAACAAGGCGCACGACAUCCGGGGGCAGCACGUGGCUUUCCUGGCGUCCUUCAGCUCGCCGGCGGUCAUCUUCGAGCAGAUCUCCGUCAUCUUCGCGCUGCCCAAGCUCUUCAUCUCCUCCUUCACGCUCGUGCUGCCCUUCUUCCCCACGGGCUCCUUCGAGCGCGUCGAGGAGGAGGGGGACGUCGCCACCGCCUUCACCCUCGCGCGCAUCCUCUCCAUGAUCCCCAAGUCCCGCGGCGGGCCCACCAGCGUCGUCAUCUACGACAUCCACGCGCUCCAGGAGAGGUUCUACUUCGGAGACGACGUCCUGCCAUGCUUCGAGACCGGGAUCCCGCUCCUGCUGCAGCGCCUCCGCCAGCUCCCCGACGCCGACAAUAUCACCAUUGCCUUCCCAGAUGACGGGGCGUGGAAGCGGUUCCACAAGCAAUUGCAACACUUCCCAAUGGUAGUCUGUGCUAAGGUUCGCGAAGGCGACAAGAGGAUAGUUCGAAUCAAGGAAGGGAAUCCCGAAGGGCGCCAUGUUGUUAUUGUUGAUGAUUUAGUGCAAUCUGGGGGAACUCUUAGAGAAUGCCAGAAAGUUCUGGCUGCUCAUGGCGCUUCAAAAGUCAGUGCCUAUGUGACUCAUGCUGUGUUCCCUAAGCAGUCAUAUGAACGCUUCAUGAUUUCUAAUUCUGCUGGGCCAGGUGACCAGUUUGCUUACUUCUGGAUCACAGACUCGUGCCCGCACACGGUAAAAGCCAUUGGUCAACAACCUCCAUUUGAGGUGCUGAGCCUUGCUGGCUCCAUUGCGGAUGCCCUUCAGAUAUGAACUUGUACUAGGAGACGGGCAUCAAUUACAGAUGCCCAUCAGAUAUGAUGAACUUGUACUAGGUGAUGGGCUGCUCCUGUUUUGCCUAAAUGUAAGAGUUCAUUUCCAGCUCCAGCAAAACAAAUAAUGUGGAGUAAGUGAGUUAUCUAAUUACUGUGGAACUUGGAGUUUCCACAAACAGCCCGAGGAUGUGAUAAUAAAAUCAGGCAUUCAGUGUUCUCUU